CACAGCCUAUUUGACAAUAACAUUUCGGCUGUUUCGUUGGCGUCAUAAUUUGAUCGAGUCGUUUGCGGCCGGCAGCCGCGUCAUACUCUGUUCAACGAUUGUCGAAUUUUCGGUCACGCUCUCGAGUUAAAUUUUUUUAAAUUGUUUAACGUCGUUAACAACGCUUUAUUGUUUUAACCCAAUCCGUUUGGCGAUCACACGUCGAUUACCAUUAAUAUUUUUCAGUUAAUCGUUAUUCGUUACAGUCGGAGUCGGGCGAUCCGUCGUUUUAUCGCUAGGUAACUAUUGCGUUACACAAGUCUCGAGUUCUACUCACGAGUAGAAAGCACUCCACCGUACGUUUGGAGCGGACAGCCGGACAACGGGAAUAUGUACGAGUUACCGAGCCUUGUGAAGACGGCGUAUUACGCUUGCAACAAGAUUGAGCGCGCCAAGUAUGACCUGUUGAGAACACGGCACGCCGAUUUGCGAAGGUGUUGCGAGUUUCUGUUCAUACUAUUCAAAGCCGACAGAAACACAGACGAGGACGACGGCAGGGAGACAAUGUACAGCAGAUCGUCAUUGCCCAGAAGGUUUCUUAAAGUGUGCGAGGUGGCAGCGUUGUACGGACACAUCGAUUGUCUGAGACUCGCUCGUGCAAUCGGCGUCCCUUGGGAUGACCAUUGCAAUGUUAUUAUUCAACAUACUACCAUUGGUGGCGUGAUAUUAGGUUCAGCGUGCGAAAUGGCUGCGAUAUCGGGCAGUGUGGACUGUCUACGGUAUGCACGGGACAACGGCAGCCCGUGGGACAAACAUACGUGUGCCAAUGCCGCGGAGUACGGCCAUUUGGACUGUCUCGUGUACGCACGGGACAACGGAUGUCCUUGGGACAUUUUUACGACCUACCUCGCCGCUCUUAACGGGCACAUGAAUUGUCUCGUCUAUGCACGGGAGAACGGAUGUGAAUGUGACGAGGUGACGUGCCAGGGUGCCGCGUUGCACGGUCAAAUUGACUGUUUGCGGUAUUUACAUGAAAAUGGCUGCCCGUGGGAAGAGGAUACGUGUACCAAUGCCGCGAUGAACGGUCACAUAGAAUGCUUACGGUAUGCACAUGAUAACGGCUGUCCGUGGGACGCGGAUACGUAUGUCGCCGCCUUGAACAAUGAACAUUUUGACUGUCUCAAUUACGCAUUGGCUAAUGGGUGCCAGAUACCAAUGCGCUAUCGCAAUGUGGACAACGGUUGAGUAGACAGGCGUUUUUCGGACGAGGACAGUGUAUGCGAUGCAGCAUGACUAAAUAGAUAGGUAUUUUUACAUUUUUACUUAUACGUAGAUUCUCCUUCAGACCAUGUCCAUUCCAAUUUAAAUAAAUUUAAAAUUAUUAUUUUUUUAUUAUAUUUUCUUAUUAUCUAAUUGUGAAGAGUGGGUAUCACUACGUCCCCUAUACCUUUUUAUGUUAUGUCCUCAUAAUAUUAUACAAUUAACAAUAGAAUCAAAUUACAUAAUUUUGCAAUAUAAAAUUUAAAUUUUAUGAGUAUUUUUUUUUUUAUAAAUAAUUAUAAUUAGACAUUAAAUUGAUUAUUUAAUAAAAUAAAUUUAAAACUAGACCAUGGUCUAGUUGUACAUUUAUUAUGAAUAUGUGGAAAAUAUAAAAAUUCUUAUUGUAUUUAUUAUGUGCCUACCUAGGACCUAUGUGUUUUCGCUUUUACAUAAAUAUAAUAUUUUUAUUUAUUAGACAUUUAGAUUUUAAAUCAAUAUGCUUAUUGCUUAAUAAUAAGUUAAUAGGUAGGUAUAAUAGUUAGUUUAUAAUAAUAAAACCGAAUCACGUGUUUUUAAUAUCACUAGGUAUUUAAUAUUUAGUUAUUAUUGUAAGUAAUAUAAUAUAAAUACAUAUAACAUGCAUAAUAUUUAAGUUUAUUAAAUGUAUAAAUUAAUAUAAUGUGAAAUAUUCUACUAUGCUAGGUAUUAAGCUACUAAACAACUAAGUAGUGUACAAAAUAUAAUAAUAAAUGUUGAUUUAUCUAUUUGUUACAAGCAUUGGUGAUACAAGGUGAUAUUGGUUUUCUUUUUUUUGCUUAUUUUAUAUUUUUUGUGUAAAUGUGUACCCAUCAGUGCCGCAAAAACCGGGUGUGCAGAGCGUGCCCCGCACACGGGCCCCAAGGCUUACAUACAUUUGGGGGGCCCCCGGGCCCAACCUGGAGCAGGCACUAAAAUUGUCUAAAAACGCAAAACUUAAUAGUUACUCACAAUCAUUUUUUUUUUAAGUUAAAACAUUAGUGUAGUUGUAGGUAUACUAAUAUUACUUAUUAAAUUAAGUAUGUUAAAAUAGAAUGGUAAGUUUUAGUAUAUUAUAAAAUCAAAUGGUACUAGAUAGAAUCACGUAUGUGGUGUGUACUAUGUUAGAAAAAGGUGGGUAUCAAGAUGUAUUCAAGUGUCAACGUUUCAUACUUUCUUAGUAGGUACUAUUAAUUUUUCCAUAAGAUCUAUUUUUAUCGCAUCUAUGGGUUGUUGUUUGUCGAAUUGUCAGGAGAACAACUGACUGAUACUCGAAAACGACGAGGGUUGUCGAGUGACGACGUGCCAUAAAAGUAAUGUUAUUACUUAUCAGUGUUUAUUUAUAAACUAUUAAAAUGUCGUGUUAUACCAAGAAUAAUAUCGAAACAAUAUUAUAUAAUACAUACAAUAAAAAUUAAUUUAGGAACGGGCCCAAAAAGAAUAUCGCACACGGGCCACUUAUUAUGUAGUUGCGGCACUGGUACCCAUGAUAAAGUAUGUUGAACUGAAGUAUAUUUCUACUAUGAGCUUUUUACUUCAGGCAACAGUUUUGUGAAAUAUGGUUUAUUGUUAUAAUAAUGCUGGUUUAUUGAUAUUGAUAUUGCUCUUCAGAUAAUAUGUCUAAAGACCCUGAAAUGCUACUGUGAAAUGGGAACUAUCCCCAAAUUUUGUAUAAUUUUGUUUAAUUUCUAUAGAUAUAAUGACUUGUUUUUAAAUAAUUUUGUGUUUGUCAUUAUUUAUUUUUGUAUUUUUUUUUAACUUAUUGCUUUUUAUUUUUAUAUGUUUUUUAUUUAUUACUAUACUGUUUUUCAUAUUUAUUUUUAUAUGUUUUUAUUAUUAGCAAAUAAGCAAUUUUUGUGUGUUUGAAUACAUAUUUAUAUAUAUAUAUAUAUUUUUAAAUAUAAGCAUUUAAUAUACUUUUAUUGGUUCUUGUA
This is a messenger RNA of Acyrthosiphon pisum (pea aphid), 3188 nucleotides long. RefSeq lists its product as uncharacterized. The transcript has a single exon. The record is from RefSeq and is a predicted model, not a curated record. NCBI's taxonomy places the organism in Eukaryota, Metazoa, Arthropoda, Insecta, Hemiptera, Aphididae. The coding region runs from base 370 to 1224 and encodes 284 amino acids.